This is a messenger RNA of Halichondria panicea, 1006 nucleotides long. RefSeq names its product calmodulin-lysine N-methyltransferase-like. Gene Ontology annotation, molecular function: calmodulin-lysine N-methyltransferase activity. Bases 42 to 926 code for a protein of 294 amino acids. The transcript has a single exon. Gene Ontology annotation, cellular component: cytoplasm. NCBI's taxonomy places the organism in Eukaryota, Metazoa, Porifera, Demospongiae, Suberitida, Halichondriidae. The record is from RefSeq and is a predicted model, not a curated record.
AAAAACUCAAACUCUGCCACCUAUUUCUCUUGUGUAAUGUAAUGUCAGCUCCCAAGACAAGUGCUAGUGAGAGAUGGAAGAUAUUGAAGGCUGCUAUCCUAUCUGCCCAAGGCGGCGGAGGGACCCAACAGUCUAGCCCCAGUACUAGUGCGAGUGUGAGGAGCUUCAGUAGCUAUGGACUAUUCACCUCCUCUCCCAGCCAAGAUGGAUGGAGCAGCUACUCCCCCAGAGAGCCGGUCCCUAGCUUGAAGGUGGCUCCUCUUAUACGAGACCAGACUCAGACAACUUCGCUACAAGAUAUGAUUGGAUUCAACAAUACUGGCAAUGUCUGCAUUUGGCCCUCAGAGGAGGUGUUGGCCCAUUACUGUGUCCGACAUGCCUCACUGUUCAGUGGCCAGUCAGUGGUGGAGCUCGGGUGUGGGAUGUCUGCACUGGCUGGAGUCAUGCUAGCCUCUACACAGCUACCCUCUCAUGUACUACUAACAGACGGCAACUCAAGCAGCGUGGAUAACGUCACAUCCAUUGUCAGUCGAAACUCCGAGCAAUUUGGAAGUACAAUGGUGACAAGUGAAGUGCUGUGCUGGGAUGACUCUUUCCUUGGUUCCCCCUCUCUCCACGACGGUAGCUUUGAUUGGGUGUUGUGUGCCGACUGUGUGUUCUUCACUGAGCUACACUCAUCGCUCGUCAGUACUAUGCUCAAGCUGUGUCGCUCUGGGACUGGGAAGGUGUUACUGUUUGCCCCAGGCAGGAGUGGAACAUUACAACAGUUCCUGGCCCUCGCUAGUCAGUCGUUUAAAGUGGACAUAAUGAAUUGCUAUGACGACUUGGUGCACAGCAAGCAUAAGGAACUGAUAGACAGUCAUGAUGAAUCGUACAAGUCAGACCUCCAUUACCCUAACAUGCUCACACUGACUCCACUAGGGUAACUAUUUUAUUGUACAAUUAUAAUUUGCAAAAAAAUAUUUCUAUUGUGCAAAAAUUACUGCUAUUAUAUUGACACAAAACA